AUGGACCUGCAAGAACGAGCUUAUAAUUUACUCAAUUGGAUUGGAGAAAACAUCAACCUAUGGGGUCAAUUCCAUAAGGAGCACAAUCAGAACGGACGCCGUUUAAGCAAAGAAAUCGAUGAAGCUUAUUUUUUGUUCUAUAGUUCAAUUAAAGAAUUAGCUGAUAAGUAUGAUGAAAUUAUCGCCUACUUGGAUGGAGUCAAUGUCGAAUUUGAAAUAGCCAGAGAAACCGAAAGUUUUGAAGUCGAAAUUCUGAUAGAACUUAAACAAACCAUGAUUGGAAUGCUGGAGUUUCAAGAAAAUAAACGAGAAUGCAGUCAAAGCACUGCUGAACGGCUUACAAUUGGUCAUAAAGAAAUUGAAAAUGAAAUACUGAAGAUAACCAGUGAUAGUAAACAAGUAAGCGAAAAUGUGGUCAACUAUGGCACAGGCAUUGGUGCUUCCCUAGGUGCCAUUAUUGGUGAUUUAUCUAUUGCUCAAAGGGGAGUUAUUGCAGCUUACUUAGUAUCUGGUUUAAAUAACUAUUAUGGCAAGACGGGUUUAGAGAAACUCAGCAAAACAACACAGUCUUUAAUCAAACAUAUGGCUGAUUUACAGAAAGAUUUUAUAUAUUUCCAGUGUGAAAUUAACAAGAUGCCUCUGGAAAUCAAUAACUAUAUUGCAUCAGUUUCCAAAUGUAUCAAAUACUCAACCCCAAAUGAUCCUCAAUCUAUGGCAUAUCGCAUAAGAGUCAAAAAAAUGUCUGAAAAUAUGAUCUGGUCUACAAAAGCACUAAACGAGAAAUUUAUACAAAUUAGAGACAUGGCAAGGUUUCAGACUGAAGAAAUUGAGCAAGAAUCCCAGUUAUUGAUUGAGAAAGCGCAUGAGGAGCAUGUAAAAUACUACCGCCUAAUGAAAAAUGUGUCUGGAGAUUGUGAAAAUUAUAUUGCAUUUUUGGAUAAUGUUUUUCAAGAAUUCAUUAUUGCAAAAGAAAAGAAAUUUUUUGACGCAUCGUUCACAAACGAGCUUAAAGAAAGUAUUUUCAACAUAUUAACAGAAAUGCAAGCCAAAGACAUUGCUAGAGAAAAUUUAUCAAAAGAAUUUAUUGAUUGCAUUGGCGAAAUUUCUGACUUAGAUAGAAAAAUCGACCAUCAAAUAAAAAACCAUGCAAGUAAUAAUACUAUGCUUAUCGAAGGCGCUGGCUCAAGUGGUGCCAUAUUAGGUAUGACAAUUGCUGGUAUUGUAGCCACUGGAGCUACUAUGGGUAUAUUUGGGGCUAUAAUGCUUGGAGCGCUUUGCGGUGGUUUAAUACUGGGAGGUGCAGCGGCUGCUAUUACGCAUCACCAAAAAAAUGAUUUGAUCAAACUUCAGAAUGUAGUAGAAAAGUUAAAGGAUAAGAUGGAUACAGGCUAUAUCAAAUUGGUAGAAAAAUGUAUCAGGUACUCUUGCGAAAAUGAAGAAGAAAAUACAGUCGAUGAAAUAAGAGUUGAAAUAAUGGCGGAAAACAUGAUGGAAAAAACAGAAGAGCUGAAGGAUGGUUUUAAAAAAGUUCGUGAUCUUGCGAGGGAAAAGCAAUCCGAAGUACGAGAACUGAUCUAUCGUCAUAACCCACAUGAUCUUUUAAUUGCUGAUCAAUGA
This is a messenger RNA of Mucor mucedo, 1617 nucleotides long. RefSeq lists its product as uncharacterized. Bases 1 to 1617 code for a protein of 538 amino acids. The record is from RefSeq and is a predicted model, not a curated record. The transcript is spliced from 4 exons. NCBI's taxonomy places the organism in Eukaryota, Fungi, Mucoromycota, Mucoromycetes, Mucorales, Mucoraceae.